AUGAAUAAAUGUAAUUCAAUAUUUUCUCUAAAAAGCGAAUUCCUUGAUAAACAUUUUUUUUAUUUAUUUUGGAAGAAUAAUUUUCAUACCAGUCCAUUAUGUAAAAAUCGAAAAAGUUCAACAUUUUUAAUAAAUUUAAAUAAUAAAAAUAUAGCGGUGUGUGAGCAAAAUGAAAAAAAUAAUGAUAAUCCUGAAAACAACACAUUAAGCGAAGAAAUAAAAAGGGAAACAAAUUUCAUCCAACAUGUUUUUAAAUGGGGAAUAGGAAAUAAAUUUCGCUCGGAUCCAGAAAAUAGGUUUCACCCUGUUCAUCAUCUUCGUCCGAAAGAAGUGACAAUUAAAAAGACCUACUUUGAUUCAACUAAUGAAAACAUAAAGUAUGAAGAUUUAAAUGAACAAUGGGAAGUGUUUUGGUUUGAAAACAACAAAUUAAAUGCGAAACCAUUCCCAAUUAAAAAAUAUGGAAUAGAAGCAGCCAAAAAGGAAGCAUUUAAAUUUUAUGAAACGUUACAAUCACAAAAUCGUAUAAACCCCAAACCGAAGCAUGAGUCAGGGGUAGAAGGAGUUUACUACGACGUUGUAACGAAUUGUUGGAUUGCCUUAUAUCGAUCAAAUAAUUUUCCCGUGUGUAAAUCCUUUUCAGCUGAAUAUCACGGGUUUGAGAUGGCCAAACAAAUGGCAAUAGAUCGUGUUAAUAAAUAUAAAAGAUAA
Messenger RNA from Plasmodium vinckei vinckei, 711 nucleotides. Its product is annotated as transcription factor with AP2 domain(s), putative. Gene Ontology annotation, biological process: regulation of DNA-templated transcription. Gene Ontology annotation, molecular function: DNA-binding transcription factor activity. The record is from RefSeq and is a predicted model, not a curated record. The coding region runs from base 1 to 711 and encodes 236 amino acids. The transcript is spliced from 4 exons. NCBI's taxonomy places the organism in Eukaryota, Apicomplexa, Aconoidasida, Haemosporida, Plasmodiidae.